UGUUUUCCACAACUCAAACCCCUCAGAAAAGUAAACACUAAAUCCUAGAAAACACAAAACCAACAAAAUGAAUAAACUUUCAGUGGUCUCUUUUCUCAUCACCCUCAUGUUAGCUGCAGUUGUCUGCAUCCAAGCAGGAGAACUAGUGAAGGAAGCUGACGGAAAUUAUCUUCAAACCAAUCAACAAUACUUCAUCCAGCCGGUCAAUACCAACUUCUCCGGAGGUGGUCUUGUCCCAGCCCCCCCUACACUGUCAAUAUUUGCCCUCUGUCCACUUGGCAUCGUCCAAUCACCCAUUGAUUACAUACCAGGCGUACCCGUUAGCUUCUCAAUUCGAAACGCAAUCAUGGAAACAACCAUUUCCACAGAUGAUUAUGUAAACGUUGAGUUUAAGUCGCCCAAAUUUUGGGCCUGCACUCAGUUUUCCAAGUUUUGGAAAGUCAAGGAAUCCUCAUCAGCUACCGAAGAGCCUCCCCUUCUCGUCGGUGGUACAAAGCAGGAACAAAAUAGCUGGUUUAAGUUUGAGAAUGCCGGAGAAGGAGCCGGAGCAAACACCUACAAGCUGACCAGCUUUGCCGGACCUAUUGGAACUAAACCAGGAGCUUUAGGGGCACCACAAGUAGUUCUCACCAAUGAUAAGGCUAAAACCUUACUUGUCAAAUUCAAAAAGUUUGAUAAACCUACUACUACAAGUUCUACUAGUCAAUUUGUCAAAAUCAUGUAAAAAUACAAAGCCUGAUACUCGUCGAUGGCCAAAAAUAAUGGGUUGAGAUAAUACCCGCAUGCAUGUUUUUACUUUCCAUAAAUUAAAUAAAAUUAUCCUUUCUAGCGCUU
Molecule: messenger RNA, 834 nt
Organism: Camelina sativa (false flax)
Lineage: Eukaryota; Viridiplantae; Streptophyta; Magnoliopsida; Brassicales; Brassicaceae
Product: kunitz trypsin inhibitor 2
Molecular function (GO): endopeptidase inhibitor activity
Source: RefSeq, a predicted model, not a curated record